Orbicella faveolata is the source of this 378-nucleotide messenger RNA. RefSeq names its product neurocalcin homolog. The record is from RefSeq and is a predicted model, not a curated record. Lineage: Eukaryota; Metazoa; Cnidaria; Anthozoa; Scleractinia; Merulinidae. Gene Ontology annotation, molecular function: calcium ion binding.
AUGAAGAUCAAAGUUAGAGAGAGGACCCUGGACUCUCGUGAAUUCAUGUGCUCCCUCUCUGUGUCGACACGAGGUACAACGGAGCAAAAGGUACGCUGGGCGUUCAGCAUUUACGACGUCAAUGGCGACGGAUUUAUCACGAAGCAAGGAAUGUUUCUAAUAGUGAACGCGUUGUACAAAACAAUGGGUGACAAUCCGGAAGAAACCGAAGGCAUUCCGAACUGGGACGAACUCAAACCCAAAGAACGCACGCUGAAGGUUUUCCGCACCUUCGAUUCUAAUGGAGACGGUGUUUUAUCGUUGUCGGAAUUCAUCGAAGGAGCGAUGAACGACAAAACUCUUGCGCUUAUUCUAGAGCAAGGGGCCAAGAAAACAUGA